AGUCUGACCAUGCAACUGACCCCGGUGACCCCUAGCCCUAUACGGAGACGGAGACAGAGACAUCUUUGUGUUGACCGGGAUACACAAAUAUCCAAAGAGCUGUUAAGGAAUAACAUGAAGGCAGGGGCUGAUACCUGUCUCCCAUUUGUCUUGCCUGACCCAAAAAAUUCUACAGUGAAAGAUUUAUUCAGUAGACCUGGAAAAAGAGCUCUGAGCCAUCCAUCCAUUUUACCUUUAUGGGAGAGAAACACAAAGUAUGGAAUAUCGGAGACAGACUCUGACCGUGGGAUUCCUGUAUGGAGUGUCCCUGACCUACAUCUACAGGAGGAAGCAGAACCACGUUCAAGAAAAAGACUGCGGACCUCAACAACACCAGCUGAAAAACCGGCAUCACCUCCUCGGGACAUGGGACCUGAUGUUACUACUGUGGUACCAACAGUGGAUCCAGAGGUGACGUUGGAAAUGCCGUCAAUAGAGAUCGCACGAGAUCCCUCCGUAUCUAUGGAGAAGAGUCGCCAUGGAGACGUGACCCCUGUCUCCAUACAUCGCAGUCGUAGCUUAAUCUCGGACGUGGACAAAAGUAAAGACAGCUUUACUGAAGAACCUAGUGCCAAGAGAAGCAGAUCCUCUAGAAAGACGAGGUCAAGAGGAGGCACCUCCAGUGAGGAUGAUUUGAUGGACGUUGCAGCUCAGACAAUAUCGGAAGCAAGUUUCCCGACCAGAGAGGACAUUAGUAUCACUGGUAAUCUGUCUGUAGUCCAGGAAGAGGAACUCCAUGUCAGUCACCUCCGGGAAAUGCCAUCAAUCGUGGCAGAACCGGAGCCCUCAACACCUCAGAGGGACAUCCUCAUCAGAACUGUUGACCGGCUAGACAGACAGGAGGCACCCACUACCUUCCAACACAUCUGUCCUGUGCAAUCCUCCUCCCGGAAAAUGGUUGCCAAAAUGUUCUCCACUUUACUGAAUUUGUGUGCCGAAAACAAGUUAGAAGUGGAACAACACCGUCCCUAUGGUGAUAUCUACAUUAGGAAGGGACAGAACUGGUAGUUCAUUCCUAUACAGCCAUCUGAUCACUAACCCGUGUUUACAGUCAUAUUGGAACAGUUAUAUUUUUGUAUUUAUGAUAUUUCAGUAGAAAGGUAUGAUUGAGAAUCCAUGUAAUGAUAAAGAGAGUGGAUCUGUUUGUUAUAUUUCUUGUCAUAGUUCGUUGAAUACCUUUACAAACAUUUUGUUUUUUGGAUCAUGAAAAGAAAUCACUUGCUGAACUGAUAGAAUCAAAAUUUAAAUGAAGUUUACUGUGUAAUUAGUUUUUGUCAAAAUGAGAUCUUGAAUGGCUUUUUUUUCUUUCACCGAAAUUCAGAAUAGUUUCCCAUGAAGAGAAUCUCUUUCUAUUGAGAUCGAUUUGGACUACAGUUAACAUUUAUCCAGGUCCCUCAAAUUGUGCCAUUAUUCUUUUUUGACUAGAAUACCAGACACAUAUAAUACUGAGGGUGACAGAUUUGUCAUUAUUGAUGAAUUAAUGUGUGACAUAUAUUUAAUAUAUCUGUUGACAUACUGUAAACGUGGUUAUUUUUGUGGGGAUAAUUUUCGCGAUCGACCCACCUUCAUUCGUAGUUUAUACUCAAAUUAAUAUCAAAAUAAUACACGUGGGGGAAAUUUUCAAAAGGGAUCCGCAUAAUUAGCGUAAAUUUCCCCCUCGCAUAAAUUUCCACGUUGACAGUAUCAAAUAUAACUGGUGCAUAUCUAAUGUAUCUGGUGAAAGUUAUUAUUUAUAAAUGUCUUUAAUUGUUAAGUUUUGUUUGCUGUUAUAAAUAUUGGUUAUGUUAAAGAAUGUUGAAGAAAGAAAAUGGUUGAUGAAGGAUGACAUAUCUUGAUUUUAAUUAUUUUUACAUAAUCUGGUAUAUCACUUAAUUUGAUGUAUUUUCACUUUAAAAUCAAUCAUGUGACCUUAUGAGGACAUAUACCCCAAUCAAAAUCUGAGACCUUGGAAUUUGUUAUCAAUUUCCAUUAGUUCAUGUGAAAACCUUUCACAAAAUACAGGAUAUGUACAGUAACUGAUGAUUUUGUUUAAUUCUAUGAGUACUCAUUUCCAUGUUUUCAAGUCGAUCAUUAUUACUUAUUUAUUCCUGAAAAGUUAAAAUAUUUGAAGCAGCUUCAAUCUGUUGUCUGUUAUUGUUAUUUUUUCUAUUUUACAAAAUUUGUUUUGUUUUUAUUUACUUAAUUAUCAAAAUUGUUAAAUGUGUAUUUAUGCAAAAUGCUACAGUAUUAAAUGAACCAUUUAUUGUUUUAAUUUUUGUUUUGUUAUAUCAAAGUUUUUCAUUGUUAAAGAAUUGUUUGUCUUAAUAUUUAUUCAACGAAACUUGUUACAUAAUGUAAUUCAUGCUGUAAAAUUACAUUAGACGGUUAAAAUAUUUUUCGCUGUUUUGCACUUGAUUAAUUACAAUAUAAAGUCUCCACAGUUAUGUUUGAAAUAUUUUUAUUAGUUGUUACCGUUAACUUGUUAUAUUUAACCAACUCUUACAUUUUUUGCUUGUUCUAGCUGAUUUGAUGUUUGUGUUAUCUGGAAUAGUGAAAUUUUGUUUUACAUAUAAUGUUACAUUUUAUCCUUAUCUUAAUUAUUUUCUGGUUUUCUACUUGUAAGAAUAGAAUUAUGUAUUGUUUCACGCAUGGUAUGGGUUCCAUCACAGGGGCUUGGCACGAUUUUCCA
Messenger RNA from Pecten maximus, 2707 nucleotides. RefSeq names its product meiotic recombination protein REC8 homolog. The record is from RefSeq and is a predicted model, not a curated record. The transcript has 8 exons. NCBI's taxonomy places the organism in Eukaryota, Metazoa, Mollusca, Bivalvia, Pectinida, Pectinidae. The coding region runs from base 10 to 1047 and encodes 345 amino acids.